This is a messenger RNA of Fomitiporia mediterranea MF3/22, 903 nucleotides long. Its product is annotated as DHS-like NAD/FAD-binding domain-containing protein. Gene Ontology annotation, molecular function: NAD+ binding; protein-malonyllysine demalonylase activity; protein-succinyllysine desuccinylase activity. Bases 1 to 903 code for a protein of 300 amino acids. The record is from RefSeq and is a predicted model, not a curated record. NCBI's taxonomy places the organism in Eukaryota, Fungi, Basidiomycota, Agaricomycetes, Hymenochaetales, Hymenochaetaceae. The transcript has 4 exons.
AUGCCAUCAACCGACAUGAAAGCUUUCCAACGAGCCCUCUCAGAGUCAAAACAUAUCAUCGCUGUUGCUGGAGCUGGACUAUCUGCUGCCUCUGGUAUCCCAACCUUCAGAGGCGCUGGAGGCAUGUGGAGAAAAUUCGAUGCAACUAGUCUCGCAACACCUGGCGCUUUUAGACGUGACCCGUCGCGUGUAUGGCAGUUUUAUCAUUACAGACGAGAGAAAGCUCUUUUAGUGUCACCAAACGCUGCACACCACGCUCUCGUACAAUUGUCAAUUCCAAGUUUCCGGUAUAGUAUUACGCCCAAGUCGACUUUCACGUUAAUAACACAGAACGUUGAUGGACUGAGUGCUCGUGCUCUUGACACUAAACUGAAAAGCCUUCCAGAAUCCGAGAGGGAUCUAAUAACUGCACAACAACAGCCAGUACUCCUUGAAAUGCACGGCCGGCUUUACGACGUCGAGUGCACCUCAGAAGAUUGUGGACACAUUGAAUGGAAUGUCGCCUCUCCGAUUUGCCCUGCUCUUGCUGGGACAGAAACACUUGUAGAUGAAGGAGUCGUCGAACCGACCAUCCUUGAGGCAGAUCUCCCUCACUGUGCGAAGUGUGGUGCUCUAGCUCGACCAGGUGUUGUUUGGUUUGGGGAACGACCAGUACAUCUUGAUACCAUCGACGAGCUUGUUGAAGAAGCAGAUAUGUGCCUUGUCGUGGGGACGUCAUCAACAGUCUACCCUGCAGCUGCCUAUGCGGGUGAUGUGCAAAGACACGGAGGCAAGGUCGCCGUCUUCAAUAUUGACCGAAGUGACGGUGAUGGUGCAGCGGACUAUUUGUUCUUGGGUCCUUGCGAGGAAACUUUACCUCAGGCAUUAGGGCUUGACAAGGAAUCUUUGACGAAUGGCCAAUGA